AUGAUUUCCCGCCUUCGCGCUCGCAUACCAAAAUUUCAUGAGACGAAAGAUGAUACAACUGCUGCCUUCAAACCCGGGUCAGUUCUUGCAAUCAACCUAGGUAAAAAUAAAUCCUCUCCGGUCGAGUCUCCGGAUGAUUUUGUCACUGUCCGAACAUACCCGGACUUCGGUAUGACCUUUGCCAUCAUUUUGGCGCUAUCUGACGACCCUUCAGCGGUCUUCAAAAUCGAGAGCUACGAACUAGAACCAUCGCCAAUAACGGAACGACGACCGCGCUUGGUGCUGAAAGUCGCACCUGACCUAGAGGAAUCACAAAUUAUCGAUAUUGCAGGUCCAAUUCGCAAGAGCAAUAUUGAUGGUGUCAUCGUCAGCAACACUUCUAUCAGUCAUCCCGCAAGUCUUACGGAUCGCGGUCUCUCGGGUGCUCCCUUGAAGCCGCGUGCAUUACAAGCUUUGAAAACGCUACGCGGGCACGUCCCUGAAAGUAUUCCACUGUUAGGUUGCCGGGGAAUUAGUACGGGCGCUGAUGCGUUGGAUUAUGCUCGGGCGGGUGCUUCAUUGGUUCAAGUGCACACUGGUUUUGGCUAUGACGGUGUAGGGACUUGUAGACACAUCAAAGACGAACCGGAGGCUCUGCUCAGAGCGGAAAACACGAUAUGGAAGGCUGUUGUUGAUGAGUCUGUGCGGAAGCUCAGUUUGACAGAGUCGUGAUCAGACUCAAAAGCCA
This is a messenger RNA of Suillus fuscotomentosus, 727 nucleotides long. RefSeq lists its product as uncharacterized. The transcript has 4 exons. The coding region runs from base 1 to 711 and encodes 236 amino acids. Gene Ontology annotation, biological process: 'de novo' pyrimidine nucleobase biosynthetic process; pyrimidine ribonucleotide biosynthetic process. Gene Ontology annotation, cellular component: mitochondrial inner membrane; cytoplasm. The record is from RefSeq and is a predicted model, not a curated record. Lineage: Eukaryota; Fungi; Basidiomycota; Agaricomycetes; Boletales; Suillaceae. Gene Ontology annotation, molecular function: dihydroorotate dehydrogenase activity.